Lithohypha guttulata is the source of this 2292-nucleotide messenger RNA. RefSeq lists its product as uncharacterized. NCBI's taxonomy places the organism in Eukaryota, Fungi, Ascomycota, Eurotiomycetes, Chaetothyriales, Trichomeriaceae. The record is from RefSeq and is a predicted model, not a curated record. The transcript has a single exon. The coding region runs from base 1 to 2292 and encodes 763 amino acids.
AUGGCGAGGCAUGUGAAGGACGAGAUGGCCGACGAACAGUGGCAGCUCGAUCGAGCGUCUACUCACGAAUCAAUCGAGAGAGAUGAAGAGAAGAAAACGGAGUAUCCUUCCCAGGUCGUCCGGACCAGCAGCAGAGAGGAGCUUAUGGAAUGUAUCAAACGAGGUCAACGGCCACACUGGGUUCCCCAAUCUAGCUUUCAGGCAUUACGUGACGAGGAAGAUGCUAUGGUUGAACAGAGGAGGCUCAGGUCGACAGACAGGGACAAGGAAGCAGACAGUUGCUUUGUGUCGGUUGACCCGUCAGCUAUCAACGAAACCCAGCAGCAUGGGCAGAAGGAGGAGCUGAGACUACAGAUAGAUCCUAUCGAACGACCACGUUCAGCAUUGCAUAGGGGCAAUUUUGCAGACAGUGACUCUGCAGAAGUCUCGGACUUUUGGUCGGACCCUACACGCCAGCCUGGUUUGGCUAUCUCUACCACCAGCGUCGAUAAUUCUCCUCCAUCCUGGCUUGCCGAUAGUCCCAGGCUCACGGCUCAUGACGCCAUGUCUCACGUUCGGACUCUCAGUCAGCUCAAUCCCACUAUCGCUCCUCGAAGAAGAGCUCCCUCCCUAGGAAGCAGUCUCUCCUCCAGCUUCGUCAUGAGAACACCUACAAGUCCAUUGGUGCAAGCCACGAGUCAUCUGGAUGUCGAUACACGCUCACACCGACAAAGUUUAUCACAUCAUGUUGGUUCCGGCGAGAAUACCAGUAUUAGGAGGCGUACUAUGCCUCCUAGCUCAUUCACUUCGUUUACUAUGACCCCAAUAGAGGCGACACCUCCUAAUUUCAGUCGACCUUUCGCGCCAGCUCUCAGGCGAGAAGCAAGCUUACCCUUACAUGGUCAUGCCACACGACGUUCGUUGUCUUCCUUUACAUAUCAACCCAGGUCAAACCCUCAGACACCAUUGGCACACAGCCGCAGGCCUUCGAUGACAUCCGAAGGCGGUUCGAGGCGCCGAAAAUCAAUGAUCGGCUCAUUUGAGGAAUCCAUACUCAGAGGUCGCAUGUCAACACCUCCGUCCAAGCCAUUAGACUUUGUCGCUCAGAUCGGUGUUAUGGGCAAAGGAAAUUGUCCCGCCAGCUUGAAGUGCCCAGCUCAUGUCAGCGUCCCUUUCCCUGCAGUCUUUUACAGCUACCCAUCUUCCUCUGACCAUAGAUCCGUGUCUGAUGAUACUCCUAGCCCUUAUGUUGGCACAGUCGAUUUGAAUCACAAUCUGAAGCAUGUCACUCUGGCCACCAAGAAGACCAAGAAGGAUAUAUCUAGCAGAGACGCUAUGGACCACCAGAACGAAACAGCUACUCCGGCUACUCAAUCUGUGCCACUGGAUGCAUCUAAGUUACAUGUUGGCGGCGCAUAUCGUAUACCUCAACAAGGUCAAUUACAGAUCAUCAUCAAGAACCCAAACAAGACUGCUGUAAAGCUCUUCCUUGUCCCGUACGACCUUACUGGUAUGGAGGCAGGAACCAAAACGUUUGUUCGACAAAGGAGUUACUCCUCAGGACCAGUGGUGGAAAAUGUUGUAGGCAACAAGCAGGUUGUCGUUGAUCCCUUGGAAAACAAGCAUAUUCUGCGCUAUCUCGUGCACAUCCGAUUCUGCUGUCCAGCCAAAAAUCGCUACUAUCUCUAUGACAACAUACGAGUUGUGUUUGCCAACCGUGUCCCAGAUGGAAAAGAAAAACUUGAGAAUGAGGUGCAACUGCCGGAUCCCAAGUUCAGCACAUGGAAGCCGAGCAAGUCAGAUCCAGUCACCGAAGCACUCAAGAAUACACCUACUACGCUUGUAGGCAGUGCUUUCGAGGUUGACUCACCCCAAUUUUUUGGUGAUAUGGACGACUUCGUACCCUCGGCCAUCCCGGCUUCACCGACGCCUGCAGAAAAGCCAGCUGGUCGGAGACGAUCGCCACCACCUUUCGAAUUUCCCACUACCUCAAUACAAAACAAACAAAAACCACGCAAUAUCGUGAACGACAAUUCUUUCCACGAGCCUUUCCAAAACCCCUUUGAAAUCCUCAUAUCCAGGCCACAAACACCCAGCAAUACCAAUAAGCCUGAGCGAGCUUUAUCCCCUGUGACUGGGUUCGGCACAACGACCCCAAUACGAAGUUCACCAAUACCGUGGCGCUCACCGCCUAGUGGUGGUGGCUCGAUACGGAGCUUCUCUCCUAUACCGCCUGAAGUGGGAGAUGGAUUGCUGUCAAGGCAGUUUAAAGAACUGGGCGGACAACAGGGACAGCAGAAAGCUGCUCGUUAG